Molecule: messenger RNA, 8874 nt
Organism: Leptidea sinapis
Lineage: Eukaryota; Metazoa; Arthropoda; Insecta; Lepidoptera; Pieridae
Gene: fax
Product: failed axon connections
Exons: 6
Coding region: 187-1308 (373 amino acids)
Cellular component (GO): cytoplasm
Source: RefSeq, a predicted model, not a curated record
CGUCGCGCAUACCUUCUCUCAACUCGAAUGAAGACUCAUUCCGCAUUCGGCGUACAUCGCGGAGCAACGGACGUCUAGUUUGAACUGAGAAUUAUAUUGUGCGCCUUUUUUGAUAGCAACUUAUUAACAGACUUUAAUAUUUUCGUGUUUUGUUUAAUAAUACUCGUGCACACUUGAAUUGUCACAAUGGCCACAGAAGUUGUAAACAACGUCCCGGACAACACGGCAAAGGAGAAGGAGCUCAAAGAGGACGCGCCGGUUGACAAUUCCCAAACAAAAGAGGAGGCGCCUACCUCCGGUGAGAAGACCGAGGAAAAAAUAGAAGACAAGAAGACAGAGGGUCAGUCCAAACCUAACAUUCACAAAAUGAACUACCAGCAAGAUGUCGUCUACCUGUAUCAAUUCUCGAGAACUCCUUUGUUGCCGUCUACCUCACCAUACUGCUUGAAAGUUGAAACAUGGCUUCGUUUGGCCGGCAUCAAGUACGAGAACGUAGACCACAAGGCGAAGUUCAGGUCCAAGAAAGGGCAAUUGCCUUUCAUCGAGCUGAACGGAGAAGAGAUUCCGGACAGCGCCUUAAUCAUCAAUAAGUUGUCUGAGAAAUAUGAAAAGGACCUCGACGCAGCUCUCUCGGCGGAGCAGCGUGUCGUCACCCACGCGAUGAUAUCCAUGAUAGAGAACCACCUGUCUUGGGUGAUCUUCUGGUGGCGCGCCAAGUACCCCGACAGCGUCAUCAAGGGCUACCAAGUCAACCUGCAGAACGCGCUGAACACUCGUCUUCCCAACGCCAUACUGAACUUCUGUUACAAAGUCACAUCUGGACGUAAGGGAAUGAAGAAAGCAAAAGCCCACGGCAUUGGUGUCCACAGCCAGGAAGAGAUUAUCGACUUCGGCAAGAACGAUCUGCGCGUGCUCUCCGAUUUGCUUGCUGACAAGCCGUUCUUCUUCGGAGACUCGCCGACUGUGCUGGACGUCGUGGCCUUUGCAAAUCUGGCUCAGCUGCAUUUCAUCGACAAGGAAGUUUCCCACCCGCUCCGCGAUGCGAUGAACGAGUUGUUCCCGAAUCUUGUCGGCCUCGUGACUCGUAUAAAGGAACGCGCCUUCCCCGACUGGGAGGAGAUAUGCGCUGUCGAGGUCGCCGUGCCAGCGUCCAAAAAGGAGAAGGACGCUAAAGAGACUAAAGAGGGAACAGGACAACCUGAGAAACAGCCCCUCACUGAUGAGCCUGAGAAAGAAAAGGAUGAAAAAGAAAAAGAACUCGAGAUGGAGCCAGAGGACAAAGAAAACGAGAAAGAGAAGGAGAAGUAAACAACGGCACCCUAACCAUCAAUUCAUUGUAAAUUAACGGCGUUAUCACCGGAACCGUAUUUAACGUCGCCAUACUGACAAGUUUAAUAAUUGGAGAGUCUCGGCCGAUUUCACCGCCUUUGAUUUGAUAUUUAACCUUUAAUUAGCCGUCAAUAUAGCUAGCAAGGCGGUUCCUAGCUUCUAAAAUUGGAGACGGUGAAACUGGCUUGAGACUGACACAACUGUACAUUAUAACAUGUAAAUCCAUUUGUCUUUCCCAUUUCUUUGAUUUCUCAAGCGUUAUUCGUCAGUUAACUGCGCUCAUCGAUUGAUAUUACAUUGGUGUUGUGUCGUGUUUAAGUCAUUUAUUAAGGUUCUGUAUUUGUUAGUUGACCAUUAAAAUUUGUAAUUCAUUUCACAUAAUUAAGUACUCUGUUUUAGCUACAACAUUAGAUCGUAUAUUCCGGAAUACUAUAAUUAUUAAGUAUCUAUAAGAAAGGAACUCAAUUAAGCUUCUAUAAUUGAGUAACUUAGCAUAUAAUUAUGAAUAGUUUAUCCAUUUGUAUUGUAAGUUUUGGCGGUGGGUUUGUAGUGACCGCCGUCUUCCUUAGGGAGCAUCUCAUGACUAUUCACAUUAGUUGAUCAUAGCAGUAGUGCGUGUAACCUAUAUAUGAGCGUACAUACUCAUUAAUCAUAUUUAGGCUAAUUAAAAUGUUGUGAAUUAAAAUGAUUAAUUAGUAGUUUAAAUGAUACCAAAAAAUUGGCUGAUUUUGUAGACAGUUUGAAUGUUAUUGUGGAGUUUUGAGCGUUGGUGAGCAUUUUGGACUGUUUUGUGAAAAUUUAUUGGUUUAUACAAAAACGAUAUAAAAUUUACAUUUUACAAAUUUUUGAUAGAAAAGAAACAUCCAGGAAGACUGUUUAUUAAAAUAUGUUAUUGUAAUAAUUGAUAGUCCGUAAAUGUUUUGAUAUUAUAUUAUAUGUUAAGGUUAAGAUUGUACUCAACUUUUAUAUAAUCAUAGUAGGUCCGCGUCGGAGCAUUAUAUUACGACUCCGGCGCAUAUCUAGCGAACUCUAUAUUUCCAAAACAUUCCAUGCGUCCAUGCAGUUUAUAGCGCCAACGCCUUCAUCAUAACUCAAUAUUCACCAUCAGAAGUUAUUAAAAGUUAAAAACGAUAGCUUAUCAUCGUAUUCGUAUCAUUCAUUCAAUAUUAAACCGGAGUGUGUGCUCUUUAUAAAGAUAUAUAUUUCGAUCUAUAAACUGAUCUUAAAUUUAAUAUAGGGCCUCGUUUACCACGUCCACGUGAAGCGUUGAUUAGUAACUACCCCACUCAAAAUUAAUUGGCAACUAAAAGUUAUGAGUAGGUAUCUACUGUAAAUUUCAAGUGAUCACAUUGUUAAGUGUGUGAUGGUUUGACACGAAGAUUUUUGAAGUUAUACUUCUUAAUGAAUAAAUGAUGAGAGUGAUGCGCGCGCAUCACUGAAACACAAAGGUAACAGGUUGAAGUUGGUUCCUAAAAUUUUCUGACGUUUGCGUCAUUCGUUAUUUUUUUUUUUGGUUUCUUUGUCCAUUAUUAGUAUGGGUAAAGGGUUCAAGCCCAUACAGCCGUAUUCAUUAUUUAAUAAUAAACUGUCAAAGCCAUCUUUACUACAAGAUUUUUGUAAAAUUGUUCUUUUUAAAAAAACAUAGAAUGGCACGAGGAAUAAAUCAUUUUAAUGAUUUUUGCUUCGUUAGGCCAAAGAAUCAUAACUUCUUGCGUACAUUCAUAAGUUUACACACACUUUUUUUUGUUUGUGGGUUAACUAAACUAAGUUAUUAUGGAUAAAGUUAAAAAAAACAACGCGACGAACAUUACAUGGAUGAUUAAAUCCAACUGUCAAUAAUGACAAUAAAUCGAUUUUCGAUUAUUUUAUUUUCAAUAACUGUUGAAAAGCACAAAACGAUAACGAUGGCAUCUCCGUGGAGUGUUUAAGUGUAAAGUCACCCGUUAAUUGCCAGAGGAUGUAAUUGAACUACGGGUCACUUAAUCUUAUGAUUAGUGUUGCUUGAAUGUCGUGAAAUUCGCACGUAAUGUUACAGGUGACUUUAACCAGUGAUUAAGCUACUUGAUGCUUUACAUGUGGGUGGUGAAUGUGGCCCUUAGAGUUAUUAAGAAUACCACCAGCUGUACUAUUGUUCAUAAAGUUGCUUCGCAGACAUCAAUCAUUGUACCAUUGUACUCAUUUGAUCAUUACCUCUAUCAACGGAAGUCCGUCAACCCUCAUAUUCCAGAAAAUCGGAGUGUUUUAAACACAUGUCCCAAACCCGAGAGUCUCAGAGUGACGCAGCGUGAAUAUAUCUGUGUCGUAUCGCAUUACGCCACGCCUUAGGCCAUUUUGUGUCGCUUUACAACUCAGAUAAUAUUCAAGCGUCACGCCAGGUUGGUCCAUCUGUUCAAGCACUCACUCGCAGAAAAGUGUUAUCACCUGUCAAUAAAAUUGCGCCGCUUCUUCUCUCUCGGAGCACCAUUUGUUUCCAAAGCGGUGCUAGCAUUAGAAAUGACUUCAAAAAGAAUUCUAAAGGAAUGAAUUUUGUCAAAAUAAAUACCUUAAAAAUAGGAAAUUGCAGCCGUUUUCCUUAGUUCUAUUAAUGCUUAUUACUUGAUCAACUUAGUACCAGUGGGAGGCUCCUUUGCACAGGAUGCCGGCUAGAUAAUGGGUACCACAACGGCGCCUAUUUCUGCCGUGAAGCAGUAAUGUGUAAGCAUUACUGUGUUUCGGUCUGAAGGGCGCCGUAACUAGUGAAAUUACUUGGCAAAUGAGACUUAACAUCUAUGUCUCAAGGUGACGAGCGCAGUUGACCCAUUACAAUGCAGUGCCGCUCAGGAUUCUUGAAAAACCCCAAAAAUUCUGAGCGCCACUACAAUAUAAUGGGCAUGGCGUAUCAAUUACCAUCAGCUGAACGUGCUGCUGGUCUCGUCCCUUAUUUUCAUUUAAAAAAAAAAUUUAACUGAGGGUCUACCGGGCUUCUUGCUCAUACAUCAUCCAUAUCGCCAUCAUCCAUAUCGCCAUCAUCCAUAGCGCCAUCAUCCAUAAUCAUUAUAAUUUUUUAUAUCUCCACCCCCAUUUUCUUUAUCGUUAGACAGUAUUGUAGAGUAGUCACACAUUAUUAUUGCAGUGUUCUACAGUGAUUGAUGUUCUGUGAAGCUUUUAUUUUUUAUUUUUAGGAUACAACUGUGUUGUAUUUUAUUAUCAAAUUCUGAAACUUUGUAGUUGUUAAGAAUAUGACAAACUACAAAGUUGUAGAAUAGUUGAUUAAUUGUAAUUGUAUACUUUAUUAGUCAUCAAGGGUCUUGAAUGAAAUUAAUUUUCCAUGAUUUAUUCAUCUGAUCAUCUCCUUUCUAUUGUCACCGGUUCAUCAUAUAUUUCACACCUUUGAUGACAUGAAUUUUGAGAACAUAAUUUAAUAUUGUUAUGUUUAAUGCAAAUUUAAUUAUUAUUUCUUCAUUAACUUGGAUAGAUGCAUCCAUUCACCGAUAAUUCAUGAUCUAUUAUCAUCAUUUCAUGUUCAUCAUUCGGUUCAUCAUAAAUUUCACAAACAUCAGUGAUGUGCUGCGUACGGUGUCCAUUUGAUCAUCACUUGUUUUCGAGAUAGUCGGUAAAUGUCCUGUGGUAUGUAUGUACCAGUGGUAGGCUCCUUUGAACAGGAUUCUGGCUAGAUUAUGCGUACCACAACGGCGUCGAUUUCUGCCGUGAAGCAGUAAUGUGUAAGCAUUAUUGUGUUUCGGCUUGAAGGGCGCCGUAGCUGCUAAAAUUGCAUUGUAACGGGCAGGGCCUAUAAAUUACCAUCAGCUGAACGUCCUGCUCGUCUCGUCCCUCAUUGUCAUAAAAAAGACCUAUUUGCUAUGUCAUUUCAUCAUUAUAGCAAGUUGUACAGCAAUUGAAUAUUUGUGGCCUAUUUCAACAUCUGCAGGAUGUUUUAACUAGAUAUAUGCGGGUAAUAAGUUUUCCGGGCAGCUCAAUAAAAGCUAGAGCGUGCAAUUAACACGCUUGCUCGGCCAGAAACUAAACCAAAUAGAUUUCUAUAGAUGACCAUCGCUCAGAAUAAAUCAACAAUUAAAAAUCAAGGAUCAAGAUUGUACAUGUUAAUUUACCGAUAAUUUUUUUAAAUAGUUUAACAAUACAACAAUAUUACUACUAAGCCACUUAGAGCUUAUAAAUGAUAUAUUUGAUAUUUGUAAUAAUUUUUGGGUCAACUGAAUUACCUGGCACUAAUUGCUGUUAAAAAUUUCUGGUUCCGCCGGCUACCUGAUUCAAACCGGUUCCUAUAUCUAUAGGAACCGGUUUGAAUCAUGUUAAACUAGAUAGUUUAUUACCGACUUUCUCGCUCAUUCUAUCACUCAUCAUCCAUCAUCAUCACAAUUUUUUAUGUCUCCAUCCCAUUUUCACAUCUCAUCAUAACCGUGCAGUAUUCAUUUAUGUAUUUAUCAUUUAUCAUGGGUGAUGAAUAUUAAGUGAUGAUAAUUUUUGAAGCUUUUGAUUCAACAUUUUGCGUUUAUAUGUUUUCGAUCAUGUUUUCCAUGUUCAUGCGUCGUUCUUACGGCCAAAGAAAACACAUCGAGGAAAUCUAUACCUGCGAAUUAGUUCAAAUAUUUAAAAACGGUGAAAGCCUGACUAUUAUAAUACAGUAAAACAAAAGUCUUGUUCGCAAUGUUUGAAACAAUGAUCAAAAAGCGGAAAAUGAAAAUUAUUCGUUUCGUUUUAAAUAUGUGUAUCGUUAGAAGCGCUAAUAGAUGCGAAUCUCAAAUACUUUUCUAAAAUGGAUCAAAAAAUAUUAUGCUCAAUUAAUAUUGAAUUAAUGAUAAUAAAAACGAAUUCAUUAAUAGCUCUUCGUCUAUAGAAGUAAGGAAACAUUAAACUCCUUUCAUGUCAUCUAGUAUUGGCACAAACGUUUUUAUAUUACGUUCAGAUUAAGUUAAACAGUCGUUAGACCUAUAUAGCAGUUAGGAGGGUGAUGCAUGUUAAAUAGAGUUAGAUAUGUUUCUACUCAGGGAACCAUAGAUUUAUUAUAAGUACUCAUGUAAGCGUACAAACAAAUGUUGGUAUAUCUUCAUCUCAGUGGUAUAGGCUGUACGUAAAAUAUUAUAUUCGAAUACGCCGUUAUGCAUAAUGCUUAAAAGUUUCAAGGCCUGUAUGCUAAGGUAACAACGGGAAUGCUCAAUAGAUUCUUUAAUAUUAUUGAAACUUUUUACAACGAAUAACAGACUUGAAAUAUAGAUUUAAGACAACUGACAGAACAGUUCACCAUAGGUGAAAAUACAAAAUUAUAUGACAUUUUAUUUUUAGGAAUUCGGUUCACGAAUAAUCGGGCAAAAUUCUCAUCGAUAUCAUUUUCAAAUCUAAGCAAGCUCCUUAUUGCGUGAUUGGUAUUAUGAGGUGCGCACGCGCAUUCUUGCAUAACGGCAAAAGAAUAUAACUCGGUAUGGUGUAAACUUAUAAUAGAUUUAUGGGAGAGCAGGGCCCAACAGCCUGCAAGGACCGUGGCAUUGAAUAGAAUAAUUUGGUCAUUCGACUUCUUACGUUCUAACUACGGUUUAUUCGGUUCAGUGCGUUUUCGGUCUUCCCUUAGAGUUCCCUUUAUUAUAUGUCACUUAGAGCGGACAUACACAAGCAAAGCAAGCUGACACUCAUUGUCGUACACAUGUCGACCGCUACUGCUGCACUCACUAUGUCUUGAUGAAAAUCAUUGACACCUCGAGCCGCCCGUGUAUUACCGCUCUUAUUGUGCUGACCGAAAUACGCUUUCAGAAAUAUUAUUGUUUAUUCAAAUAUGUUUUAUAAUAUAAAAUUAAAAAAAAAAACCCCAGGUAUGUAUAAUUUGCCGGAUCCGAUCACUAUAUCAUCUUACUCGACUCUGGUUCUGAUUAUGUCAAAAUACUAAUUCUCUCCCGACAUUGAUAACGUUUAUUCCAUCUUAAAUUUCAAAGUGUCCUCCAAGAAACGAAUAAAAUUUUACGAGCAAACUGUUCAUUCUAGUGAUGUUAUAUAAUAUAACAUGUCUCAUCAUAUUUUGUUUCGCAAUAUACUUUACGAACUUAUAUAAAAGGUAUUUUAUACUUCAUUUGUUAUUACUCUCACCGUUUUUCAGGUGAUUUCACCUAAUAAAUAAUUUAUUAGUAAGUAAGUAAGUAAUUUCACAUUGUUAGUUAUGGACGUGCGAUUGUGUCUCUUUUGAUACACAUGUAAGGAUACCGUAGUGGAAUCAGGCGAUCUAUACAUACCUGAUGUCGGCGUAAAAUAUGCAACUAAUGUUAAAAAAGGUUCUAAAUGCCAUUUUAAGUCAAUUCGUUCGAGCAUUUAAAAGACAAUUGACGCACAACUCGUGUGUAGAUACAUGGAGCGUGUUAGGUUCGCUAGAAGGACAUUCUCUCAACUUGUUUCCGUCUAUACCCUAUAUUCUCCUUUUAGAAUAAGGUGAAGUGUAUAUUUGAUCGAAAAUCAACCGUUGUUCACAAAGUAGAUAUCAUAAUAAGUAUUCAGUAGCCCCCGAGAAGCGCGGGGCACGAAUAACUAAAUGAUAUUAGAUGUAAGUAAAAUGUAUGCAUAGAAUGAAUCGUAUUCGAGUCCGAUUUAGAUGUAAGGCCGCGUAAUUGCUGGCUAUUAGCGACAGUAGUGUAGUGGAGUUAGUGUACAAUGUUCAGUUCGUUUUACUGUUUGUUUCAACAUUUUUUGGGGCUUGGUUGACUAAGGUCCCACCCCGCAACCAUGACGAUCACUGCCACUUAAACUCGGGUGUAACGAGUUAAGAUUAAGAGUGUUAGAAUAGGACACGAUGUCGGUAAAUGUGUAUCAUCUAUACCAGAUAAUGGUUAGGUUUUAGUGAGUCGGUGUCGCCUGCCGGGACUCCGCUCAAGUUUACCGCCGCCGUGUAGGUAUAAGUCAUGUCAUCUAUUUCAUCUUACGAGGGGCGAGUCCCGUUUCAUACAUCGAGCUCGUAAACCUUAACAUUAGUAGAACUCGUUUGCGGGCUUUUUCAAUGUUAGGGCCCAACCUCCGCUUAAAUUCUUUAGAUCACAUCCAUGGAACUAGCUAAAUAAGAAUAGGGAUAAGAUACAUAUGACAUUGUAUUUUAGCUUGCUUGGAUUGUCUUCGGAUUGUCAUAAUUUACUUUGACCCAAUUACAAUGGUGGUUUGUUGGAUGGAUGCACGCCAUGUGAUUAUUCUUUGUAUCUAAAAUUUAUUAUUCUGUUGCGUUUUCUAAAGUUAUUUUAAAACUUCAUGAAAUUAUUCAAAUGUGUUUUAAGUUAGCGCUAUUACAAAUUAUUCUUAAUCGUAGCCAUGAGAAUCGUUAUGUAGAACAAUUUAAGAUAUUGAUAAAGGAUAUUUAUAAGAUUUAUAUUAAUUUUUGUAUUCGUCUCUUAUAGUGUCAUUCUCUGUGUUUUGCAAUUAUUGUGUCAAUAUAAUUACUAAUUAUUAAGAAAUAUUGGAAUUAGAUAUUAAUGAUUAGCCAUUUAUUGAUGUAUAUGACAUAAAUCUGAGCUUUCAGUGAAAAUUAUAUUAAUAAGUAAUUCAUUGUAAUAUUCUGUCAACAUUAAAGUAUAUGAUAUUCAA